Molecule: messenger RNA, 492 nt
Organism: Lipotes vexillifer (Yangtze River dolphin)
Lineage: Eukaryota; Metazoa; Chordata; Mammalia; Artiodactyla; Lipotidae
Gene: FAM174B
Product: family with sequence similarity 174 member B
Exons: 3
Coding region: 1-492 (163 amino acids)
Source: RefSeq, a predicted model, not a curated record
AUGCGCGCCGCGCCGCCGCCCGCGCGGUUUCUGCCGCUGCUGGUGCUGCUCGCGCUCCUGGCCGCGCCCGCUGCCCGCGCCAGCAGAGCCGAAUCUGCCGCCCCGCCGCAGUCCGGAUCCGAGCGCCAGCCGCGGCUGCCACCCGGCCCGGGGUCCGGGAACGCCACCGGGAUGGGCUCCGGGGAGGCGGCGGGCGGCGGCGGCAGCUCCAACAGCAGCGGUGACGCCCUGGUGACCCGCAUCUCCAGCCUGCUCCGCGACCUGCCCACCCUGAAGGCGGCCGUGAUCGUGGCGUGCGCCUUCUCCGCCUUCCUCAUAGCCUGCCUGCUGCUGCGCGUCUUCAGGUCGGGGAAGAGGUUGAAAAAGACCCGCAAGUAUGACAUCAUCACCACUCCAGCCGAGCGAGUGGAAAUGGCCCCGUUGAACGAAGAGGAUGACGAAGACGAGGACUCCACAGUAUUUGACAUCAAAUACAGGGGGGAACGCCUUUGA